AUGGGCGGUAAAGUUGGGCGGUUGAUCAAGCGCCAUCUAAGUCUGCUCCACUACCUGCUAACUGUGGCUGACUUGCACCUAUCGCUCGAUCGGGCUCAGUGCAUCUGGGAGACCCUGACAAACGACUCACAUGAUUCUGCCUACGGUCUUGAAGAGUGUCUAUCGUGGUUUACCGGUGCUAUCGAACUUCUGGAACAGGACGCGCAGACUGCCAUAUUUACAAAGCAUUUUCUCAAACUUGAUCCAGAUCAGCUACACUCCCUCACUGGAUUUAAGUGCUUCGAGACCUUCUUCGUCAAGGUGAAUCUGAAUGAAAAUCGUCUGAAAGUGCACGGCGACGCCUGGAAAGUCGAGCGGAUGGAACUGAUCGGCAUGGACAUUCUGUGGGACUUGUAUACCACGUUUCCACCAGCCCCACAAGUGACCCAUCCUGUGUCUUCCGCCAGGGAAUCUUGUCUCCCAGGCGGCGGAACUGCCAGCACCCCAGUAGGCCCUAGCGGAUAUGCGGCGAAACUGGGCCAAUCACCGGCGACCCCCGGCGGCGCACGUAAUGAAGGCGUUAAUGGGGUCAAUCUGCGCACCGCUGUUCUACUG
Molecule: messenger RNA, 594 nt
Organism: Dibothriocephalus latus
Lineage: Eukaryota; Metazoa; Platyhelminthes; Cestoda; Diphyllobothriidea; Diphyllobothriidae
Source: the annotation of a GenBank genome assembly